Molecule: messenger RNA, 920 nt
Organism: Linderina pennispora
Lineage: Eukaryota; Fungi; Kickxellomycota; Kickxellomycetes; Kickxellales; Kickxellaceae
Exons: 1
Coding region: 146-586 (146 amino acids)
Source: RefSeq, a predicted model, not a curated record
CACAUCCUCACAUCCCCCUGCAUUCUGCAUUUAAGCAUCUCUCAUCCACUCCCCUUUUUCAUCAACUUUUCGGUUUCUCCUUGACUCACUCCAGCCCAGGAAAUUUCCACAUUAGCCCCUCCUUCAUAUACCAGCAUUAUAGAAAAUGGCCCGCACCUUCUUCAACAUCAGCGCCAUCGUGUUCAUCGCCAGUGUAGUCGUGGCCACAGACGCCCCCAAGCCUGCAUCCACUGCCCCGCAAGGCCAGUUCGGCAUGAUGCUGUUCGAUUGCGGCGGCAAUGCCUACGACUGCUGCGGCUUCGGCGACGAGGACUGCACAUGCAAAUGCAAGUGCCGCCAGCCCGAGAUCACAGUGCAUGUUAUCCAGCCUCCACCCACGUACAUUUACGAUGUCACCCAGACCGCCCGCUACUACGAGCACUGUGAUUGCUGUGGACGCAGGUUCGUGUGUGGACCGACGUGCAUUCCGCAAGGCGAGGUGCUGGCGCCGGCUAACACUGGCCGCAAUGUGGCUAUUGCUGCUGCGUCGCCGGUUGCGCAAAAAGCUGGGCAUGCCAAGAAGCACACCACCCAUGAUGACAACUAAACAAAAAUUGACUUGCGCGCACAUUUACCUCCCACUCCUCGUGUUAGUUUAUUUUAUCGUACCGCCCUAAUGCCUCGUUAGUUACUUUCUCUAAUGCUGCCGAUAUAGAUGUCGGCAAUAACAUCCUUUAAUGCCUGCAAGUUCUUGCUGAAGCAAAGCUAUAUUCUGGAAUCUACACACAGCCCGCAGCCUAAAUCUCAAACCCCAAGGCAAUCAGGAACUUGGGCAGCCAUUUGAUUCUCUCUCUGACUCGUGGUGGAAUCGACUCGUCAAUCGGUAGCCCUUCAUAGACGACAUCGCCAAACCUGUAGGAGAUGGUCUGCUCGCGCUGGCG